Molecule: messenger RNA, 1879 nt
Organism: Macadamia integrifolia
Lineage: Eukaryota; Viridiplantae; Streptophyta; Magnoliopsida; Proteales; Proteaceae
Product: ethylene-responsive transcription factor 2-like
Exons: 1
Coding region: 15-950 (311 amino acids)
Biological process (GO): regulation of DNA-templated transcription; ethylene-activated signaling pathway
Molecular function (GO): DNA-binding transcription factor activity; DNA binding
Source: RefSeq, a predicted model, not a curated record
GAAAAAUAGAGACAAUGUUGGGUCUUGAAUACGAAGAUUUCGCUCUUCUUGAAUCGAUUCGAAGGCAUCUAUUAGAUGAAUCGGAAUUAUCGACAACUCGUUCGAUGAAUUUGACGGUAAGGAACUCCAGUAAUGCUCCGGUGUAUUGUAAGAGAUCCAGUUCCAGUAGCACUAGUCUCUUCCCUUGCUUGACUGAUAACUGGGGAGAUCUGCCAUUAAAGGUGGAUGACUCGGAGGAUAUGGUGGUCUAUGGUGUUCUCCGUGACGCCGUCAAUGCUGGAUGGAAUCCGUCCCUCUCGGCGGACUCAUCAAAUAGCAGUAGCAGCGGCAGCAGUAGCGAUGUCAGUGAUUUGACUGAGGUUAUCGUUAAAGCAGAGUCUCAAGAGACGACUUUUGGCGCCGUAUUUCAGGCCAAACCGACGGCUUCAGUUUCGGCUUCGGCUUCGGCUUUGGCUUCAUCCACUGUGACUACUGCAUCAUCGACGGCACCGGAGAUAACUUCAAUGACGGCACCAACUGCGGCUUCAUUGAAGAGGAAGCAUUACAGAGGAGUACGACAACGGCCAUGGGGGAGAUUUGCGGCAGAGAUCAGAGAUCCGGCGAAGAAUGGAGCUAGAGUUUGGCUUGGUACGUUCGAGCUGGCUGAAGACGCUGCGUUGGCAUACGAUCGAGCUGCUCACAGGAUGCGCGGAUCCAGAGCUCUGCUAAAUUUUCCGCUUCGGCUCAGCUCAGUCGAUUCCGAACCGGCUCCUGUAACCUCGAAGAUAUCGUCUCCGGAGGCUUUGUCUUCAUCGGCAUCGGCAUCGGCAUCGUCAUCGUCAUCGUCAUUUGUAUCAGACAACGGGCCUCCUAAGAGGAGGAAACGAGGUGUGGUUGCUUCAUCUGCGGUGACAGCUCAAACUGGGUUAGAAACAGUGAGCCGACCGGCUGUGCUCCAUGGCAUCUUGUAGGACCGACCACUUAGAUAUCGCGAGCAGCUUUUGAUGAGUUAAUUCUAUAUAUAUAUAUAUAUAUAUAGAUAGAGAGAGAGAGAGAGAGAGAGAGAGAUUUAGCAUAAGCAAAGCCAAGCAAAUCACAUCUUCCUUCCAUAGUUUUGCGGGGUAAGUAGACAAAAAAGAUUGAUCGGAGAGUGAAAGGCCCGGCUUGAGAGAGAGAGAGAGAGAGAGAGAGAGAGAGAGAGAGAGAGAGAGAGAGAGAGAAGUGUCCAUAUGAUCUGAAUAUAAGAUUAAGAUUUGUGAUUGAUUAAAGAACAAUUUCUUAAAAUUAAGAAUCUAACAUGUGAAUCAUACACCUUUUAGCAGGGAAGGAGAUGAAUGAAGAUAACACAGAGAGGAACUCUAAUUUAAAAGAAAAAAAAUAUAUAUAUAUAUAUAUAUCCAGUUAUCCACUUUUAAAUUCAUUUUCCAUUAGAGUCUUAUCGGCUUCUUCAGCCACAAAGUAGUUGGAUAGUAUUAUAUUGAUAGUGCAUCAACAAGAAGUCAGGGCCAAGAAAAUUUUGCUAAUAUAGACCUCAGUGAGUUCUAUGAAAAACCUUGAAUCAAAUGAAAUGGAGCAAAAGGGAGAAAAACUAUUUUUGAAUUUCUGAAACAAAGCUCAAUGAAUUGUGAGCUACACUGCUACCCUAGUGUUAUUCUAUUUUCACACUAGUGUUACUCUAUUUUAGUGAAAAUAAAACCAAAACAUUAACAAUUGGAUAAGCAUAAAUGAUAAGCUUUAGUUCAACUUGUAUUUUGUUCUAGGACACUUGGAGUGAUGACAUGGCCAAUCUGAAUUGCUUGGGUGGAUAAUGUGCCUUUUGGAUUGGACAAAUGUCAAAUUUAUGUUUUAAAAAUCUAAUACAAUGAUAUGGAUGAUCAUGGAUGAGAUGUUUCCCUUGCAA